Cylicocyclus nassatus is the source of this 1687-nucleotide messenger RNA. Lineage: Eukaryota; Metazoa; Nematoda; Chromadorea; Rhabditida; Strongylidae. The record is from the annotation of a GenBank genome assembly.
AGUAAUUAUGCACCCCGAAGUUGUCGACGGUAAUAAUUAUCCGGUAAAAGCGAGACUCAUCUCGAAAUUUCACAAUCAUGAGCAUCUGUUGAGAGAAAUGCAACGGAAUACGCGCAAUCGUAAGGAUUGGUCGCCAAUGUCCCAAUCAGCACAUGCAGUGAACACCGUCAAUCCAAUCCGACGAAUCGCUGACGCCGUUACGGUAGCGCCGAAUCCGAACAAAAACGCGAUCAAAUUGCAUCUGGGCGACCCGACCCUUUCCGGGGCUUUGCCACCAAGUCAAGUCGCAAUUGAUGCACUUUUGGAAGCAACAAGCUCGCAUAUGUUUGACGGCUAUGGACCAGCCGUAGGUGCUUUGGCUGCACGUGAAGCUGUUGCCACUAAAUACACUCAUCCACAAGCUCCAAUUACCGCCGAUGACGUCAUUCUGGCCAGUGGUUGUUCGCACGCUUUGCAGAUGGCCAUCGAAGGUUUGGCAAAUCCUGGGGACAACAUCCUGAUCCCUCAGCCAGGAUUUCCACUCUAUUCGACGUUGUGCAGACCGCAUGGUAUUGAGGAUCGCGCCUACAAAGUCGACAUGGCAAAUGGCGGACAAAUCGACCUCGAAUAUCUCGAGACACUGAUCGACGACCGUACCCAAGCGCUGAUUGUGAACAAUCCUGGGAAUCCAACCGGAGUCGUUUUCAGCAAGGAACAUCUGCAGGAUAUUCUAGCUUUCGCCAGUCGUCAUCGUCUUGUGAUCAUUGCGGACGAGAUCUAUGGAGAUUUAACGUACGACGGUGCUGUGUUAUAUCCGAUUGCAACUCUUUCGCCUAAGGUUCCGAUAAUCACCUGCGACGGACUGGCGAAGCGAUGGAUGGUACCAGGAUGGCGCCUGGGAUGGCUGAUUGUGCACGAUCGCUUCCGGGUGCUCAGCGAAGUUCGCAAGGGACUCGUGGCUCUGUCGCAGAAAAUCGUUGGUCCCUGUUCGCUCAUCCAGGGCGCUCUCCCAAAGAUCCUCCGCGACACCCCGGAGGAGUAUUUUGAGCACAAUCGACGGGUUAUUUCGCGAAAUGCGGGGGUGAUGAAUAAAACUCUCAAAGGGAUCAAAGGGGUGCAUUGCCUACGACCCCAUGGCGCUAUGUACAUGAUGAUUAGUCUGGACAAAUCGCUCUAUGGAGAUGACAUACAGUUCUCGUGCAAUCUUAUUCAGGAAGAAUCAGUCUACUGCCUUCCCGGAUCGGCUUUCUCCUCUCCCGGCUGGAUCCGGCUAGUCCUUACUCAAAGCGAGAAAAUCAGCGAAGAGGCCGCUUUACGAAUCCGCUCGUUCUGUGAACGCCACCUAAAUGAAGCCGAUCUGGCCGAUGUUGGCGAAUCAUCCGAUGAAGGCUGUGAUAUCUCAAUCUGCGAACCCUUCUAAAACAAGAGGUGGAUAGAAAAUGUAGAUGUAGAAAACGUUCGCAAUCACACAACUAUAUGCACAGCAAUGAAAUAUGCAUGAUUCCGUAUUUGUACAUAAUUUAGUCAACACCUUGUGAUGUAUUCAUUUCCUUCAUAUAAUCAAUUUUUCGUAAAAUGUUGCAUUCUUCCAUUUUGCUAUCAUAGGAUUGCAUCAAAGCUCUUGCUCAUUGUUUCGAUGUAAUUAUUCUCUGAUCUUCCCAUUCCACGGUGACUUUUUUCUUCUUUUUGUUCUUCUUUUUAGCUCGAU